CAGCCGGGCAGCGGCCAUGGCGCUCGCCGCCCAAGCGCUGCGGGAGCUGUGCGCCAGCGGCGGCUGCCUGGAGCGGGGCGAGCUCCAGCGGCGGUUGCCGGGCCGGCCCACGGCGGAGCAGCUGGCGCUGGUGCUGCGGGACGCGGAGCGGUUCACGCUGGUGCGGCGGCCCGGCGAGGCCGGGGCGGGGGCGGCGGCAGGGGUGGUGGCGGUGGUGGCCACCAGCCCGGUGCGGCUGUGCCAGGACCACGGCGCGGGCUGCGAGGGGUGGUGCGGGCAGCUGCACCUCUGCAAGUACCACCUGAAGGGGCUCUGCCGCAACCAGCAGGCGAGGAAGGAAUGCAGGUUUGUUCACAACUUCCACUCGGACCACAAUCUCUGUGUUCUAAAACAAUAUGGACUUCAGAGUUUAAACAGUAAUGAACUUCGCCAGCUUCUGCUUCAAAAUGACCCUUCCCUCUUACCAGAGGUCUGCUUGCAUUAUAACAAAGGUGAUGGACCUUACGGAUCUUGUACCUAUAAAAAGAUCUGCACCAAACUGCAUGUUUGCCAGUACUUUUUGCGGGGACAGUGCAGAUUUGGCAGCAGCUGCAAGCGAUCCCAUGACUUAUUAAAGUCAGAAUGUUAUGAGAAACUGGAGAGACAGGGAAUAAGCUCAAACAUUAUUGAGAAACUACCCUCCAUUUAUAGGAAUAUGUAUGACAUAAAAAAUGGCAACAGGAACAUGUAUGACAUAGAAGAUGCUGAGUCUUCACCGUGCAAAGAAAGAAAACACAGCUCUAGCCGAGAGUCCUCAACUACAAAUGAUGAUGAAUUGGAACAGAUCUGUUUAUAUCAUCUGUACAGAAGUUGUGACUUUAAAGACAAGUGUAUCAGAAGUCAUUUUCACUUGCCAUAUAGAUGGCAGAUCUCUGAUGGUAAUACCUGGAAGGACUUGAAGAAUAUGGAAGAAAUAGAAAAAGCAUAUUGUGACCCCAAUAAUGCCAGAUUUAAUAACGUUGUUACUGAAAGUGGCUCUGUCUUGUCAUGUAUCUGUUUUCUGAAUAUGUGCUGUGGGUUUGCAAAGGUUAGACGUCUUUCUACAGCCUCCUCUGUGACCAAACCCCCUCACUUCAUUCUUACAACAGAAUGGAUCUGGUACUGGAAAGAUGAAUAUGGCCAGUGGCAGGAAUAUGGAAAAAAAGAUGAUGAUCAUGUAGCUGCCACUGUCUCCAGUGAUGACCUGGAGAAAGCUUAUAUAGCCAAAGGUUCUCCAAAGCUGAACUUCAAAGCUGGAAGACAUGAAUAUGAAUUAAAUUUUGGAGCCAUGAUUCAGAAAAACCUUCGCUACACAACAGAGAGAGAAAUUUGCAGAAGACCUAAAUUUGUGUCUCAGACAGACGUAGAAAAGACAAGAGCAAGGGGCUUUAAACAUACAGAAGAGUUUAAGGGCAUUCCAGCUCACUGGGACAAAUCUGCCCUGCCUGAACUGGGAUUCAAGCUGAUUGAGCUUGACAGUUCUUCAGAAGAAUACAAGAAAGUCAAGGUGGACUUUCAACGCACAAUGCCCAAAACAGUUAUUAAAAGGAUUUGUAGAGUUCAGAACCCAUCUCUCUGGGAACUGUAUCAAUGGCAGAAGGAACAAAUGCAGAAGAGCAAUGGUGGAAAGGCUGUGGAUGAGCGAUUUUUAUUUCAUGGGACCAGUAAAAAAUACGUUGAUGCCAUCUGCCAGCAAAACUUUGACUGGAGGAUCUGUGGCCUUCAUGGGACAGUCUACGGCAAAGGAAGCUAUUUUGCAAGGGAUGCAUCUUAUUCUGACAACUACUGCAGGGAAGGCUCAUACACCAAGACCAUGUUUCUGGCACGGGUGCUGGUGGGGGAGUUCACUCUUGGUAGUUCUUCUUAUGUUCGGCCUCCCUUGAAGGACAACCAAAACUUCUAUGACAGUUGUGUGAAUAACUCUUCAAACCCUUCUAUCUUUGUCGUCUUUGAGAAGCAGCAGAUUUAUCCAGAGUAUCUCAUAGAAUAUGUUGACCAAGCAUUGGCAAAAAUGCUAUAGCAGCAAAACCGGUCAUCAUUAUGUUUAGCUGGUAUAAACAUGUUUUUAGUAUUGGCUUAAGAGAGAAAAAGUGAUUUUUAGAAGUUGCGUAAUUAGGUAGGUGAGUGUUCAGAAACAUUUAUUCUUUAUCCUUUCCAUGCAAUAGAAAAUGGGUAAAAAGACACAAAGGAUGUCUUAGAAUUCUCAAAAUCCUGUGUCUGUCUCCUAUUCUUUAGCAGGUAUCAUGUUUCCCUGCAUUACUAGAGACUUUUAUAAAUUUAUUAGAUGAAUUCACUGAUGGUUGUAACAUGAAGAUUGGCUAUGACUGCCAAGUUUAAACAAUAUUUAGUUGUAAUUGUUUCAGGAUAGAACUUUACAUGUGCUUGUUGGUCAGAGGCCGUCUCCUUCUACCUGUCUAUCUUUUAACUCAAAAUUUGAUAAAACCUGCUUUUUUUAAUCAUCUGUCUCAUGUAACAGUAGACAUUCAAGUGUUUGCAGAUGAGACUGUACAAUCUCUGUCUCUGUGCUUAACUCAUUGCCUAAGUUCUUAGCAGCAUUGAUUUUUGUCCCUACUUAAUCUUCACCAACAAAGCCUCAAAAAUUAAACUUGCUUGUUGAAAAGGAACAGAGACUUAUUUUCACUUGUUAAUUUUCUCAUUUAAAACAAGUACCAAAGACAUGAAGCAUAGCAAGGGUUGCUUGGUGCUGUGCUAUUCAGUUUACUUUAUCAAAUAAAUGCUGUAUUUUAGGUCUGUGAGAACAUGAGCUUUUCAUGAUUUUCACUGCACCUCCAAAUGCGAAGAGUGCUGGCAGGUGCCGGCAGGGAAGAAGAGGAGGCAACUCACCCUGUCAUUUAAGAGUAUCAUACUUAGGAGUGAAAUACACUGCUUGCACUCCUUGAUUAGCAAUACACUGUUCAGUGGAGCAACUUUAUGGUUCUCUUACAGCUGUUGGGAAGGACAGUGAGUGACUAUCUCUCAUUAGGUGUACUGCCCAUUUGGUUGCAGGAGAUGCACUGGUUACCUGUGUAAUCAAGGUGUCUUUGGACUUUCUUGCAGGAAAAAUAUGCUUACCUGGGGAGUGGUCUUCAGCCACAGAGCUGAAACCUUUAAAAAUCUGAAGAUUAGGUUGAAUAUUUAAUUGUUCUCAGCAAAAGAUGUUAUUAGUGUUGAGCAGUCAGCAUACAUGUACGCAGAUAAUCAAAAAACUUGAACUGUCAGGUAUUUCUUAAGAUUAAAGUUGCUGAUGCAUAGACAGAUACUUUAUCCCAGCUUUAAUGCUCCCAAAUGAGUACUUGUUAGAUAUAGCGUACUGCAAAAGCCUUAAGAUACACUUUGUCUAGGAUCAAAAAAAGCUCAUCUCUACCUGUAUUCUAGAAGCACUUCUUUUUAAUUCAUCUGGAUGAUUGACAGGUGUACACUGGGUAACUUCAUUACUUCAGCACUGUGAACCAGGAGCUUAGCCAUGAUUAGCUGGAGUAAGGCUGUGCAGGACUCCUUUUUAUAUGAACUGUGAAACUAGCAGCAUAAUAUCUAAAGGAAAAUACUCCUAUUUGUGUUUAAACCCAGUAAAACACAGAAUGUGGACAAGCAAGUUGACUGUAUUCUUUCUUUUGAAAGAUUUGUAAUAGAACAUACAUGAUAAAUCUAAUGUCAGCAAAUGCGACAUUCAUUGAGGAGGAUAAAAUUACGUAUGAAAGAUUUCAUACCUGUGCAGAAUAAGAUUUUUCUGCCAAAACAAAAAACAUGUUCAUCUAUGCUUUCAUGGCAAAUGAGAAUACUGGUAGUAUGCCUUUCUUCCUCUGAACAUAACCAGCAUUUCAGCUAAGAACUGGAAUAGCUAAAGUCAUGUUAAUCUUUUGCCAGAAAAUUGAAAGAAACAUUUUUUCAUGCAAAAAGUUGAGAUAUUUUUUAAUAACAUUUUUGAUGGCUUGGAAUAUUUUUAAAACCUUUAACUUAAUUCUUGGUGGGGAUGUGUGUGUGUGCAUGUGUGUAAGUAACUGGAAUAAAAUGGAUGGUUGUGUUACUUUAUCAUCUGUUAUUUCUCCAUUAACACACAAAAAAGAAAAGUUACCGUGUUUUCCACUUUUGAAACUGCAGUGGUAACUUUCUUGUGUGUAGUAAAUAAACAGGUAUUCAAACCACUAAA
Gymnogyps californianus (California condor) is the source of this 4165-nucleotide messenger RNA. Its product is annotated as protein mono-ADP-ribosyltransferase PARP12-like. The record is from RefSeq and is a predicted model, not a curated record. Gene Ontology annotation, molecular function: metal ion binding; NAD+ poly-ADP-ribosyltransferase activity. The coding region runs from base 17 to 2038 and encodes 673 amino acids. The transcript has 12 exons. Lineage: Eukaryota; Metazoa; Chordata; Aves; Accipitriformes; Cathartidae.